CCAGGACCAGCCCAACCUCCAGCUCCCCGCCUGUCCUGUCGCCUUUUGCAGCUCGGCUCCGCUCGGAUUGCUGGGCUAUGUCUUGUAUGACUAAGACCUCUUACCAAGAUUACCUUUGCUUUGACACUUGAGGAUAGUCAGACCAUAAAAACACUGCUGAGGAAUGCUAACACAGCAAUGAAACAGCCCAACAGGAAAAGGAAGUUCAGUAUGGAUUCCAAGGACCAUCAGAAUCAGGACCGGUGCUUGGAGCAAAGCCGAGAAGAAGAAAAGCCCAGGGAUGGUGCAGCUCCUUUGAGUCACGUCCCUUCAGCGACUGCACAGGACACAUGGUCUUGGGAGCAGUACUUGAAAGAACAGAAUGCCAUAGCAGCACCCAUUGAACUGUUUUCUCAGGACCAGUCCUUUCCAGAGUAUGAAAAUGGUUUUCAGAUUGGAAUGAGAUUAGAAGGCAUUGACCCCCGACACCCAGCUGUAUUUUGUGUGCUUUCUGUAGCUGAGGUGUGUGGUUACCGUCUAAGGCUUCAUUUUGAUGGUUAUUUAAGCUGCUAUGAUUUUUGGACCAAUGCUGGUUCCCCUGACCUUCAUCCCAUAGGCUGGUGUGAAAAGACCAAACAUGAAUUGCAUAUCCCUAAGGGUUAUAGAAAAGAUAAAUUUGUUUGGAUGAAUUAUUUGAAGGCCUACAAAUUGCAAAAUGCUCCCAAGAAAUUAUUCAGGAACAGAAGUUCUAAUGGGCCGGUGCCUAAAGAAUUUCAGGUUGGAAUGAAGCUGGAGGCCAUCGACAGGAAGAACCCUUCACUGGUGUGUGUGGCAACCAUAGCAGAUAUUGUUGAAGAUCGCUUACUAGUGCAUUUUGACAAUUGGGAUGAUAGUUACGAUUACUGGUGUGGUAUAAAUAGUCCUCAUAUCCAGCCAGUUGGAUGGUGUCAGAAGAAUGGAAGAACUCUGAUAACUCCCCAAGGUUAUCCUGAUCCAGAACAUUUUUCCUGGACAGAAUAUCUAGAUUCUACUCAAACUAGUGCUGUCCCUGCCAAAGUAUUUAAAAUGAGGUUGCCUCAUGGUUUUCUGCCGAAUAUGAAACUUGAAGUUGUGGAUAAACGAAACCCCAGGUUAAUUCGUGUUGCUACCAUUGUAGAUGUUGAUGACCAAAGAAUAAAGGUUCAUUUUGAUGGCUGGGACCACAAAUAUGACUACUGGACAGACGCGGACAGCCCUGACAUUCACCCGAUUGGAUGGUGCGAUGUAACAGGGCAUCCUCUGGAAGCUCCAUGUCGAGCAAAUGAUGUGAAAACCAUGCCAGGUCAAGCUGUUUGUCCUACUCCAGGGUGCCGAGGAAUAGGCCAUAUCCGUGGUCCAAGGUAUUCAGGACAUCACAGUGCUUUUGGCUGCCCGUAUUCUGACAUGAACUUGAAAAAGGAGGCAAUGCUCCAUGAUCAUCUGAGAGAACAAACACAGGAAUAUUUGGAAUCAGACUCUUCACGUUUAAAAUUGAAAAGUCUCUGUAGUUUGAACUUCAUUGGAAAACAUGAACAGGCAAAGAGUCAGCCCAGACUUGUACAGCAGACAAAGUGUUUGAAAAUCAAACAAAAAGAAGAUUUUGACUGGGGUGAACUCUUCAGAGGGCAAGGUCACUCUUCUGAUGAACCACUUAAAAAUGGAAAGAAGACUGCACGAAAGAGAGGAGUGAUCACUGCGUGCCAGGCUCCAGCAGGCGCUGUCUCUGAUGGUGCCCAUGUUAGAAACUGGCCUCAGCUCCGCCUGCCUGGAUGGUUGUAUUUCUCCCAGCUGGACUAUUACGCGGCUGAGCAGACACAGCGGGCACUGCACGAGUCGGUCUUCAUGGCAUCCUUGUCCACCCACCCUUCCCGGGACCUCCCGCUCGGCAGGGAGCAGCACUGCAAGCUGCUGCCAGGCGUGGCUGACAUCCAGGCAGACGAGGUGGCCCGAUGGACAGUGGACGAGGUGGCUGAGUUUGUACAGUCUCUGCUGGGCUGUGAAGAGCAUGCCAAUUGCUUCAAGAAAGAGCAGAUUGACGGCAAAGCCUUCCUGCUUCUGACGCAGACGGACAUCGUCAAGGUGAUGAAGAUCAAACUGGGCCCAGCACUGAAGAUUUACAAUUCUAUCCUCAUGUUCAGGAAUUCUCAGGACCUCACUGAACAGGAUACUGUCUCGGGCUAAGAAGUCAGGGGCCAAAUGCCCCACCUGAGCUGCUGCCUCACUGGGACCUGGUUCUUGCAGCAAUAAAGUUGGCCCGCACUGAUUUGAUUUCAGUGCCCCCGUGGUCAUACCAUAUUUAAUCUGGACCUUUUAAAUGGCUGUGGCUAUAUGUUUAGAGGAUUUUGAUGGCUGCUUCAGGGCCAACAGCACCGAAGCCCAGGCACGUGUACAGUUUGUGGACAACCUUACCUUCAGUGGGGCCCUUUCAGCUCUGAUGUGGGGCCACAAACAGACCAAAGAAGCCGACACAUACACCUUUAUUCUUCUCCCUUGCCAUAAAAGACGCCAUUUCCCAAUGGAAAUGGCAUACAACUCUCAAGUGGUAAAAUAGUAAAAAAAGCAGAACUCAUAAAUACCCGUUAAUGUUUUCACCAGAACAACGGGGCCUGGCUCAGACCUGCCCUCCGCAUGCAGUGAGUCUAAGAGUCAGGGGCCUGGUGCUUUAAAAAGAUUUCAUGAGAUUUUUGUGUACUUCACUCAGGAAAGUGUGAAUCUUUAAAAAAAUAAUAAUAAGCACAUAUUUUCAUGCUUCAAUAGUUCCUUUUGUUCCAUUAAUCAUUUCUUGGUUGUGCGCCCAAGGCCUCCUAGCAAGUGCCUGGCUGCUGCCUGAGAAGAGCCUGGGCAGUCAGUGGAAGGUGGGGAGACACUCCUGAGGACCCGCCCCCGGCAGUGCCCUGCAGGCUGUGUGUGGGACCAGCCACAGGGACACCUCGUCCUGACCUUUGGCUAGGGGGCCAGAUGCCCACCAGCACCAGAGUCCUCCCCCAGUGCCACCCUGAGGCAGCCUCGGGAACUGGUGUGCCUGGCAGUGGUCUGAGUGUGAUAAGGAGCUAGGGUGCAGCUGGGCCGUGUGCACAUCUUUACAGGGACAGGGCACUAAAAGGGACGAUCUCUAAUGUAGGCAGCUUGCAAUCUAUUAUAUUUUUGAACAAUUCUAAUUUGUUAUCAGACCUUGUUGUAUGUAAGUGACUGUAUCUGGGACUUAAGUGACAUGGAGUCAGCCCCACAGAUUUAAAGACAAACUCUUUUUUGCUGACGCACACCUACAGUGCGGGCUACAAAUGCCCCCAUGGAAGUGGGGCUCCGGUGUUGUGUUUAGUGGGGAGAGGAAAGAAAUGGGAAGAAGGAACUCGGGCCUGACCAUGCCCAUUUUGUUUCAGUAAGAAACUAAUGCUUGGAGAGUUCCUCAGACUUCAGGUCACUGGGAAAAAGAAUCUUGUCUAAGAGGUGUUGCAGACAUUACAUUUCUUUGGAUCCUUACUCAAAUGGAAUUUUAAUAUAUUACUGGUUGAUGUAAAUUUUUCUUUCUGUGGAGCUUUCUUUGUUUUG
This is a messenger RNA of Artibeus jamaicensis (Jamaican fruit-eating bat), 3546 nucleotides long. It is a transcript of the gene L3MBTL4, whose product is annotated as L3MBTL histone methyl-lysine binding protein 4. Gene Ontology annotation, biological process: regulation of DNA-templated transcription. The record is from RefSeq and is a predicted model, not a curated record. Gene Ontology annotation, cellular component: nucleus. Gene Ontology annotation, molecular function: protein binding; zinc ion binding. Bases 178 to 2178 code for a protein of 666 amino acids. The transcript has 21 exons. NCBI's taxonomy places the organism in Eukaryota, Metazoa, Chordata, Mammalia, Chiroptera, Phyllostomidae.